This is a messenger RNA of Fusarium oxysporum Fo47, 1038 nucleotides long. RefSeq names its product MBL fold metallo-hydrolase. Lineage: Eukaryota; Fungi; Ascomycota; Sordariomycetes; Hypocreales; Nectriaceae. The transcript is spliced from 4 exons. The record is from RefSeq and is a predicted model, not a curated record. The coding region runs from base 1 to 1038 and encodes 345 amino acids.
AUGGCGACGGAAGCGACGUUAGAGUUCUACGGAACAACUACUUUUAGGCUGAAAUGGAAGGGCCUAACCAUCUUCCACGACACUUGGCUCGACAAACCAGCGGGUUUGAAACGAUACCUUGAGCUUGAGGAUGUAACGGAACUGGAUUACAUUGUCAUCUCGCACGCCCACUUUGAUCACCUGCCUGGCUCGGACCAACUCGCUCUCAGAACUGGUGCCACGGUGAUUGCCAAUGGUGAGGCUAUCAAAUGCCUCCGAGAUGCCGGCGUCCCCGACGCACAGUUGAUCCCAGUCAGCGGUGGCGAAAGGGUACCCUUAUUUAGCAAGGAAAUUCUCAGAAGAGCUGCGCAAGGCCUAAUUCAUCGAGCUCCAGCACCGCCGACAGCGCCUCCUAUGCCCCAUGUCAAGUACGCCACAGCGGCAGUCCACGUCUGGCCCUCAUUACACUCCCUGAUUCCUGCAAUUACACCGCAUGACCUCCCUGAAGAAUUCGAUACCGCUGAGAGCUAUACCGGCGAAGUCACCCCCUACGACUGUUCCUUGGACAUCAACAAACUGAUGCAGUUUGGUCUUUUCAAAAUGAAGGAGUUUCUGCCCGAGGAGAGCAUGGCCCCAGGGACGCGGGCCUUUGCCGAUUAUGUGCAGGACCGUAAGAAGCACGUCAUGUCGCACUUUGACGGCGGCCAGCUGAUGUAUAAUUUUGUCGCUGACGGGAAAGGCAUCUUGUUCAAUAGUCACUUGGGCGUGUAUCAAGGCAUCGCCCAGUGUCUGACACCCAAGCCUACAGUAGCUAUCCUGGGAGUUAGCGGUCGAGCAAAUCUUGAUGGCAGACCGUUCCAAGGCUCGGCAGCUGAAUUCCUUGUCAGGCAGGCAAAGUGGCUUGAUGAACCUACCAGCAUUUAUUUCUGCCUCAAUGAUGAAAAUAUCAUCAAGCCUUACAGAGUGGAUGUCACUGCCGCAAAGGAUAUGCUCGAACAUGAGACAGCAGCUAGAGCUAUUGAUACGCAGCUGGGGAAAGUUUACGGCUUGGAUAUCUAA